Messenger RNA from Ordospora pajunii, 486 nucleotides. RefSeq lists its product as uncharacterized. Gene Ontology annotation, biological process: regulation of DNA-templated transcription; nuclear-transcribed mRNA poly(A) tail shortening. Gene Ontology annotation, cellular component: CCR4-NOT core complex; P-body. The record is from RefSeq and is a predicted model, not a curated record. Bases 1 to 486 code for a protein of 161 amino acids. NCBI's taxonomy places the organism in Eukaryota, Fungi, Microsporidia, Ordosporidae. The transcript has a single exon.
AUGUCAGACAUACAGAAAAGACUGGAGCAGAUACAGCAGGAACAGAGCAGUAUCGGCGAAGUCAGUAAGGAUAAGAUAAAGGAAAUGAUUGAAAAUGCCAGGAACAAAUGCCAUCCUUCGCAGCCCGCACCUCAGCAGCAAUCUUUACUAUCAAAAAUGCUUCCGAGCUGCUAUCCAAAGGCCUCAGUCGAAGGCACAUUCAGAGUCAGCAUACAAGACAUGAGUAUGGACAAUCUGCACGAGGAAACCGUCUUCUACAUAUUUUAUUCGUUUCCAGGAGACGAACUGCAGCUCAAGGCAUACAACAACAUCAUUAAGAGAAAGUAUCUGUUCUGUAAAAUAUACAAGUGCUUUGUUUUCCUGGCAUCCGGUGCAGUGGUUGAUCACAUUAAAAGACUUAUUGUGAUGUUUGAUCCGUACACAUGGUCAAAGGUGUCUGUAGAAGUGUCGUUUGACGAAAAGUUUGUCAGGUCAUUGGAAAAAUAA